AUGGAUAUGGAGUAUGAGCUACUCAAUGAGAGCCACACUUGGGUUUCCCCUCCUUUUGACCUCGAUGGCUCUGUGGUAGCGGCCAACAGCUCAAACCAGACAGAGCCAUACUAUGACCUGACCAGCAAUGCAGUCCUCACAUUCAUAUAUUUUGUGGUCUGCAUCAUUGGAUUGUGUGGCAACACACUUGUCAUUUAUGUCAUCCUCCGCUAUGCCAAGAUGAAGACCAUCACCAACAUUUAUAUCCUCAACCUGGCCAUCGCAGAUGAGCUCUUCAUGCUGGGUCUGCCCUUCCUGGCCAUGCAGGUGGCUCUGGUCCACUGGCCCUUUGGCAAGGCCAUUUGCCGGGUGGUCAUGACUGUGGAUGGCAUCAAUCAGUUCACCAGCAUUUUCUGCUUGACGGUCAUGAGCAUCGAUCGAUACCUGGCUGUGGUCCACCCCAUCAAGUCGGCCAAGUGGAGGAGACCCCGAACGGCCAAGAUGGUCAAUGUGGCCGUGUGGGGAGUCUCCCUGCUGGUCAUCUUGCCUAUCAUGAUAUAUGCUGGGCUUCGGAGCAACCAAUGGGGGAGAAGCAGCUGUACCAUCAACUGGCCAGGUGAAUCUGGGGCGUGGUACACAGGGUUCAUCAUCUACACCUUCAUCUUGGGGUUCCUGGUGCCCCUCACCAUCAUUUGUCUUUGCUACCUGUUCAUUAUCAUCAAGGUGAAGUCCUCUGGGAUCCGCGUGGGUUCCUCCAAGAGGAAAAAGUCUGAGAAGAAGGUCACCCGGAUGGUGUCCAUAGUGGUGGCUGUGUUCAUUUUCUGCUGGCUUCCCUUCUAUAUAUUCAAUGUCUCCUCUGUCUCUGUGGCCAUCAGUCCCACACCAGCCCUUAAAGGCAUGUUCGACUUUGUGGUGGUCCUCACCUAUGCCAACAGCUGUGCCAACCCUAUCCUGUAUGCCUUCUUGUCUGACAACUUCAAGAAGAGCUUCCAGAAUGUCCUCUGCUUGGUCAAGGUGAGCGGCCCAGAUGACGGGGAACGGAGUGACAGUAAGCAGGACAAAUCCCGGCUGAAUGAGACCACGGAGACCCAGAGGACCCUCCUCAAUGGAGACCUCCAGACCAGUAUCUGA
Messenger RNA from Canis lupus familiaris (dog), 1110 nucleotides. RefSeq names its product somatostatin receptor 2 (gene SSTR2). Gene Ontology annotation, biological process: cellular response to estradiol stimulus; neuropeptide signaling pathway; cellular response to glucocorticoid stimulus. Gene Ontology annotation, molecular function: neuropeptide binding; somatostatin receptor activity. The record is from RefSeq and is marked provisional. Gene Ontology annotation, cellular component: neuron projection; membrane. Lineage: Eukaryota; Metazoa; Chordata; Mammalia; Carnivora; Canidae.